CGAUGCUAAUCCGUUUCAAGAAGGCGUCGCAACAACAACCAACAAAACCCGACAAAUCAAGAUCACGAUCAUCCUGUUGCUGUAGCUGCACCUUCAUGCUCCCCUGUAACUUUCUUCGAUUAACUAUUUCCUUUCGUUUCUUUGCUCCCCAACUUGUUCCCUUUUCCACCAUAAAAUGGCAUCCGGUGUAUAUCGGUGAAAUGGUGGACGAACUGCGCCCACAGGUUGAACUUUACCAGUGUAAUUUGUGUUGCCGUGCACAAGUGCAAGUGCAAGUGUUUUCGCUUCCGCUGCAUGUAUGUCCGCACCCUAAACGCUCUGUACCACCCUUUCCUGUUACACCCACGGCGAAUCGUAUCAUCUUGAUAUUAUUAGAACAGCGGGUACUGUUGCUUUCGGUGAUACUAGCGACCAGUAGAAGCGGGUUGAUACAAACGCUUGCUGCCUAAUUAUUUACAAAUUUAUGUUCUUUUUUGUUGCGGUUUUUGUGUUUCUUGUUGUAAUUGUUGUUGUUGAUAUCAUACGAGAUGAGCACAUACGAAAGAAGUGUCUUCUUUUUGGUAAAGCAAGUGUCUAAAUGAGUUCAAUGUUAUUUACUAGUUUUGUGAGUGGAAGCAAAAGCAAGGGUAUUUUUUAUGUCGGAGCUCGUUAAUACUUUGCAUGUGAUGAGAUGAGUCGAGUGUACCAGAUUACAGACAGUAUAGUAAACUAUUUGUAGACAUGUCGCAUGUCACCGAACCUGGUGAAGCUUUACGAAAAAGUCACGUUUUACCAUAAACAAUCUAACCGUAUUUCGCCAUUUGCGGUAGAACAUCUUUGCGUACGGUUGAAGAUGAUCAUGAUCAGAUGAGUGGAGUAUUCAUAUGCAGAUUAGUAGAUAAUACUGCAUGCAAGCUAGAUUAAAAAAAACAUUCGUACUCAUUCUAAGAAGAUCAAUUCCCCACAGCUACCAGUGCAAGGUGAAUCGAAUAGUAUGACUGUACCCCGUUCACAAACCAAUACUGUGGAUCAUUACAAACUCUUCUCACUAAUGGUCAUGGUAAACAAAAACCGUAGUAUCAACAGUGUCGGUGUACGUGUUGACACUGAAUGUACUAAAAAGGGGUUUAUUAAACAGUUUGCUUUCCGGCUGAAUUGUUUCAUUUCUCUUUCUCUCUCUUUGUCUACGUUCUGGUUUCGAACAUGUUUUUUUUGGAGCAUUACUCAGAAAGAAAAGCUUAGACAUGGUAUCACUAAGCUACACAAACAACAUUCGCUACUUCACCAUGCCCUCAGAAAACUGCACAAAACUGUCCGGGGUUCGAUGCGUGUGACGUUUUCGCAUUCCGUUCAUUCGCUGGCAAGCCGCCGAACCGAACGGGUGCGGAUUUUGACCUUGCUGGGAGUGUGUGUGUGUCGUAUAUUUGUAUACUUAGUGUACACGCUGUGCAACGUGAAUAGAUCACUGUGUACUGUGUUGUACCGGUGCAUCCGUGCUUUUAGAUAAGAAGGGAUUGGAAAGCAAACGUGCCCAACGACCGAGGCGGAAGUUCAAUAUCACCAAGUGCACGCCUGGGUGCGGUAGUGUGCAAUGUCGCUUCCAUGCACGUCAUCCUCCGUCGGGAUGGCAAGGGUGCUUAAGCUUCUGGCAGUUGGCGUAGUAGUACAGUCCGUUUUUUUUACGUCACCAUCAACCGCAAUCUCACCGUUACUUAGCAGUACAAGUGUGCCACCAUCAGCCACCUUCUUGACAGUAAACCAGUGUGAAGAAUAUCCCGUUCCGCAGCUAAACUUUGUAGAACGCUCAAAGAUACCGCUCGACUGUCGAUGUCCAAAUGGGUACAUUGCAGUACAUCCACACGAGCAAACGAACAAAGCGUUGUGUGUCGGUAUUCGGGCGGCAGGACCUUGGCAAGAUGGUUGUGUCCAGUCCGGCACCGCUACUGACUAUUAUGAUCUGGAUGUGAACGAGCUUGGUAAAGUGCGGAAGCUUCUGCUUCGCAUGAACGUGUCCGAAUGUUGGAUAUCUGCGCGGCGACUACUGAAAUAUGGCGAGCUGGUGCGAAGAUUGCCUGGCGCUAGAUGGAAUGCCCCUGUAGAGGUGCUAAAGCUACCUGGGGCGGACUACAGCAACGAUCGUGACUGUGCUGCUGUACGGAUCGAUCAACAAUCCGUACAGCUGUCGUACCAGAAUUGCUCAGCUAUCCUGCCUCAGCUGUGCGUAUAUCGGGAAGGUAGCCUUCUUCAGUUGCACUGCGAGGCGAACGAGUUUACUACGCGAUACUCGAGCCACCAGCGUUACUGUUUCAGCAUUAGAAAGACUAGUUUGAACACUAUUAGAAUUCUACGACUAGCGAUGAAGACGAACAGCAGCUUUGUGAUUGAUAAUAAUCGAAAGGGUCAGUUAUUGAUAGAAAUGUACGAUGCCUCGAAGGAUUGUAGCGAUGGCUCCAACGUGAUCUACGCUGAUCAGAAAGAUAAUACGCAUCAUGCACACAGACGAGAUGCGAGCGAUAUUAACAGCAUGUCCAGUAGAGACAUCUCAGAGAUCAGAGAUCUCAUACCAAUCAUUUCUUCGGAUCCGAGGGAUUUUGCCUGUAUUGCAAAGCAGCGGGUUCAGAUUGACAGCGACAGUUUAGUCACGUUAGAUGGUACGUGCCCCGGUAUGUAUCUGUACUUCGAUAAGGCUCGUCAUAAACUCUUCCUUACCGUGUACGGUGGCCGAUGGUUCUGGCGGGAGGAUACUUCCAAUAAUGGAUUCGUAUGUUUCACCAACAUUAACGAUGAACAGCUGCACAGUCUGAAGGUGAAAAAAUUGAGUGCAUCACAUGUCAAGACGGAAGAGCCCGAGAACCGGGUAAUGUACAAGGUAAAGCUGGAAGAGUACGGUCCGCCAAGACCGUACUGGUGUGAAGCCCACUUGGUGCCAAAUUUUACCCUCAUCAAGACCGAUAUCGUACUGGCCCAGCGGAAACCGGACUGUAGACGAUACUUUUCAGCUACGAUCGAACUGGUGCUGAAUCGCUCCUGUACGCGGGCGCCGGACACAUUGCGCCUGAAGGACUACGAUGAACGAAUCGACGAGUACAUUAAAAAUCGUCGCAAACAGCUACCAAAUCUAAAACACAUCUUUGCAGCAAUCAAAACGAUCAACACAAAACGGGUGGAGAAUUUCUGGACUUCGGCUAGCAACGAUUGGUACACCGUACGGCUGUUGCUGCACAUCGUAGCGAAGUGUGCGAAGAAGUGGAACAAAGCAGAACUACUGGAACCCGAAAGCAAUGAAAUCGCAAUGCCUUCGAAAUAUUUGGACUACUAUCAAAUGCACAAAAGCUUAACGCGCGCACUCGAGUCGCUUAAUGGUGACGGAUUUCGAUUCCUUGGAACCAACAGUACAGAGUACUGUCUGCCUGAAAGUCUUCAGCUAUUGCCGGGGAAAAAUGUAUGGUGGCCUGCACGGUUAGGUGAAACGGUUGCACCGAGAAAUCUGUGCCUGAUCGAGCAGAGUGGCCUUCCCGUCACAAGAAGGUGUGUCGGUGACUACCUGUACGGAUGCGCAUGGGACUGGAACCCUGGCAGUGAUCUUUGCUCCAAUCAAAAACGUCCAACAACUAACCUCCUGUAUCAGUACAGCGUUAGUCAGCUGAAUCAAAGUGUACUGGGGGAUGUACUCAACAAGGCGGGCGAUGUAUUAUCCAUCCCGGAGAACGUCAUUCCUGCCGAUCUAUUUUACAUCUCAAAAACGCUCGAAAACCUACCAACACUAUUCGACUCAAAUGUGACGGUUGAUGAUGUGCAGGAUGGACCUAGCCGACAAUAUUUCUGCAACAUUAGCAAUAUCUUGAGUCGGAUAAUGUAUCUAAACGAAACGACCGUUAUGUUAUCACAGAGGGCUCUGAACACUACCAACAUUUUGUUGGAUGCGACCGAAACCAUUGUGAACCAGAUGGCAAUAUCCAACGAUACGCUGGCAUUGAUGAAAGGUGAACAGCACGAUUGUCAGGCACCGGGUGCGGUACAGCAGCUCCGAUCAAAUGAUGGUACGGUAUUGUUUCGUACCUCGCGGUUGAUUGUGUUGAUAGCAGAUCCUGCUGUGGCAAACGUCACAGGACUAGCUUUGUUCCGUAGCUUAGCAAUUGACAGUCUUUCGGAUGGUUUGGAAGCGGACGACCAGGAAGACUUUAGUGAUUAUAGACUGCGGUAUUUGUACAUGAAUCAAUCGAUCGAGUCACUGCUAGCGGAAAGCGAACUUGAAAUAGGAUCGUUCAUUCCGCAGCACGUUAUCGAAGGUUUGGAUGAGCUGAACGAAGCAAUCGCAACGAAUGAUGAGGAGGAAGAUCCCGAUACUGAUGAGGUUAAUACUACACCGGCUAGUGAGCCGCAGGACCCUUUACCCUCAAUACCGCUGCGCAUUAUCAUCACCAUCUACUACAAUGAUCAUGCUUUUCGGGAAACGAAAAAUGGUACCAUCGCACGGCCAAACUCAAAGAUCAUUAGCGUUAAUAUGCCGGGGUACGGUUCCCGGAUGCCGGACGAGAUACCGAUCUACACCCGUGAGUAUGCCCGGGAUCGUCCAGGACGUUGCGGUUACUGGUCGUUCGAAGCGGACAAUUCAUCUGAGUUUGGGCACUGGUCGUACGAUGAAUGCCGUCUGCUAAAUAGUUCCGGCACCCUCUCACUGUGCGGUUGUUUUCACCUAACGUCCUUUUCCCGGCUCACGCAGGAUAUACAGGUGGUGGAAACGGUAGGCGUUUCGCAAAAGCUUAUCGCGGACAAGGGUACGCUUGCGCUGGACAUUAUCACCGCAAUUGGUUGUUCGCUAUCGCUGCUCGGGGUGGUGGGAAUAUUUGCUACCGCCUUACUAUUUCCGAGCUGGCGUGUUAAGGCGAGCAGCAAGAUUCUGCUGCAGCUAUCGUGCGCGAUCGCGGUCGAAAUGAUUAUCAUCUUUCUCGAGGGUCCGGAUAUUGAUCAACACCGGAUCAGCCAGAUCGAAUGUGCCUUACUCGGUGUCAUCUUCCACUACAUCAUUCUGGUGACGUUCAUGUGGAUGCUGAUCACUGCGUACUUGCAGUUUAUGCGCUACGUUAAGGUGCUCGGUCGUUUACGGCCGGCCCAUUUCAUCUUGAAAGCAACGAUUUGCUGCUGGGGUGGCCCAUUGCUGGUAGUCGCUUUGUUUCUCAGCAUAGACUACACGCUAUAUCUGAAACGUGACAACUUGUCGGACAUAUGCUAUCCGCACGGUACAGCCCUCUGGUACGGUUUGCUGCUACCGAUCGGGCUGAUUAUCUUUGUUAAUCUCAUCAGCUUCGUGAUAGUGAUGUACCACAUUUUCACCAUACCGAACAACCUAACCAAGACAGCUGACCACGCAAUGACGAUGGCCCAGCUACGCCUGUCCGUGUUUCUAUUCUUUCUGCUCGGGCUACCGUGGAUAUUCGGCAUGCUGACCACGGGCACGGAGGAUAAACUGUUUGCCUAUCUGUUCUGUCUAACCGCACCGAUACAGGGAUUUGUGCUGUUCGUGUACUUCGUUAUUAUGGACCCGACUGCCCGACGGUUUUGGUACCGCAAGUUGCAUCGUCUACCAUGCGUUGCACACACAGACAAGCAGAUGGAUGGUGAACAUACGACAUCACCAAACACUUCGUUCAAUACAUAUCUUUGAUCGGGAUCCUACGGUGACACACCGUAAUGCAGGUGUACUCACACUGCUCCGAUAUACCGGUAGAUGGCGGUUCUGAGUUUUAUUCAGCAUUUUGAUAGUAGCUUCGGUCACUAAUGACUUACGCCUCAUCCUACUUCAUUCCAACGGUAUGUCACGCAAACACUGCACAUCGUACCAUAUUUAUUGUAACAUUCCUUUUUUUCAUAACCAACAACACCUAGCAGGUAUAGUUCCUUGACUUUCAGUCGGUAGUAAAAUCUCCAUGAUAGUCUUACCUUUUAC
Molecule: messenger RNA, 5926 nt
Organism: Anopheles funestus (African malaria mosquito)
Lineage: Eukaryota; Metazoa; Arthropoda; Insecta; Diptera; Culicidae
Exons: 3
Coding region: 1571-5644 (1357 amino acids)
Biological process (GO): G protein-coupled receptor signaling pathway; cell surface receptor signaling pathway
Cellular component (GO): membrane
Molecular function (GO): G protein-coupled receptor activity
Source: RefSeq, a predicted model, not a curated record